Molecule: messenger RNA, 1419 nt
Organism: Diaporthe amygdali
Lineage: Eukaryota; Fungi; Ascomycota; Sordariomycetes; Diaporthales; Diaporthaceae
Product: d-3-phosphoglycerate dehydrogenase 1
Exons: 2
Coding region: 1-1419 (472 amino acids)
Molecular function (GO): oxidoreductase activity, acting on the CH-OH group of donors, NAD or NADP as acceptor; NAD binding
Source: RefSeq, a predicted model, not a curated record
AUGGCUCCUCCUCAAGCUCAAGACAUCGCCGUCCGUGGGGCGGCAAACCUCUCUCAACAUGAGCUCAGCGUCUCUCCCUCUGCCACAUUCCACAGCCCCUCCUCCAGCUUCCCCCACAGCUUCGGCGCAUCAAACUCAGGACGCCAAGCCGGCGCAAAGAACCUCAAGCCUUUUGAGACGACAGACAUCAAAAUCCUCCUGCUGGAAAAUGUCAACCAGAGCGGCCGGGACAUCCUCACCUCCCAGGGCUACCAGGUGGAAGCCCUGAAGACUUCUCUUCCCGAGGAACAGCUCAUCGAGAAGAUCCGUGAUGUCCAUGUCAUUGGCAUUCGUUCAAAGACGAAGCUGACUGAGAAGGUGCUGAAGGAAGCCAAGAACCUUCUCGUCAUCGGUUGCUUCUGCAUCGGCACCAACCAAGUCGACCUGGACUAUGCAGCCAAGCAUGGUAUUGCCGUCUUUAACUCCCCCUUCGCCAACUCUCGUAGUGUUGCCGAGCUCAUCAUCGGCGAGAUCAUCGUCCUGGCCCGCCAGCUUGGUGACCGCUCCAGUGAGCUGCACCGCGGGACCUGGAACAAGGUCAGCUCAAAGUGCUGGGAGAUCCGUGGCAAGACGCUGGGAAUCAUCGGCUAUGGCCAUAUCGGGGCACAGCUGUCAGUGUUGGCCGAGGCCAUGGGCAUGACGGUCAUCUACUACGAUGUUCUUACCAUCAUGGGACUGGGUACGGCCCGCCAGGUGCCUACUCUUGACGCCCUGCUCGAGGAGGCCGAUUUUGUCACUUGCCACGUCCCUGCUACUCCCGAGACCAAGGGCAUGAUCUCCACGGCCCAGCUCAACAAGAUGAAGGACGGCGCGUACCUGCUCAACGCGUCGCGUGGCACAGUUGUCGAUAUUCCUGCCUUGAUCAAUGCUAUGCGAGGCGGCAAGAUCGCCGGCGCUGCCCUCGACGUCUACCCCAACGAGCCUGCCGCCAACGGUGACUACUUUACCAACGACCUGAACACCUGGGGAGAGGACUUGCGCAGCCUGAAGAACCUCAUCCUCACCCCACACAUCGGUGGAAGCACCGAGGAAGCCCAGCGAGCCAUCGGUAUCGAGGUCGCUGACGCCCUGGUGCGGUACAUCAACCAGGGUCUGACCAUCGGCUCAGUCAACCUUCCCGAGGUGACCGUCCGCUCGCUGACCCUGGAAGAGAGCGACAAGGCGCGUGUUAGCUUCAUUCACAGGAACGUUCCGGGUGCCCUCAAGCAGUGCUACGACAUCCUCAUGCCACACAAUAUUGACAAGGCAACCAGCGAUAGCAAGGGCGAUAUUGCGUACAUGAUCGCAGACAUUAGCGGUGUCCAGAUCAGCGACCUGAGGAAUAUCUCGGAUGAGCUGAACUCCCUCAGCUCGAGGAUCAUGACGCGCAUCCUGUUUUAA